Molecule: messenger RNA, 969 nt
Organism: Cladophialophora psammophila CBS 110553
Lineage: Eukaryota; Fungi; Ascomycota; Eurotiomycetes; Chaetothyriales; Herpotrichiellaceae
Exons: 1
Coding region: 1-969 (322 amino acids)
Molecular function (GO): oxidoreductase activity
Source: RefSeq, a predicted model, not a curated record
AUGAUCACCCGCGAGUCCACGUCUACUCUGACCUGCACUCCUCUCGCCCGGACCUUUGGUGCAGAAGUCCACGGUGUCGACUUCUCGAAGCCGGUCUCGAAGGAAACCGCCGCUGAGAUACGUGAUGCGUGCAACAAGUAUGGCGUCCUCGUAUUCCGCGGUGCGAAUCUCAACAACGAACAGCAGAUUGAAUUCACCGCCAACUUCGGCGAGAUGUAUGAUGUCAAGGCCCACAUGAAGGCUGGCCGCAGGAUGCGAUUUCCACACCAGCCUGAGAUCUUCGACGUAUCCAACCUGGAUGAAAAUGGCAACGUGCUCACCGAGCUGGAGCCGGCACGCGUCGGGGCGAACAAAGGUAAUUGCCUUUGGCACGCAGACAUGGCUUACAAUCCACGCCGUGCACACUACUCGAUCCUCCGCGCCGUCGAGCUUCCUCCGAAGGGUACCGGGGGCGCGACGCAGUACCUCGAUUCGCGAGCAGCCUAUGACGAUCUCUCAGAGGAGAUGCGACGACGCAUCGACUCUUUGGUCUGCAACAACUCCCUCUACCACAACCGAAAACUGGCAGCCCCAGACACUUUUGCGGAUUUUGAGCCCUCGGAUCUUCCCAUGGCGCGGCAUAAACUGGCGCAGAUGCACGAAGAAUCAGGCCGUAUGAAUCUGUAUAUCACAACAUAUGCACACCAUUUUGACGGAGAGACUAUUGGACAGAGCAGACCGCUGGUCAACGAGUUGCUGGACCACGUCUCUCAGGAGAAAUAUUUGUUGACGGUGGAGUGGGAAAACAAUGGCGACAUGGUCAUGUGGGACAACACCGCAGUGCUGCACCGGGCCACUCCAGGAGGUGCAUACACGACCAAAUAUAAACGCGAUAUGCGUCGGACAUCCACCAAAGACAGCAGCUCUUAUGGAUGGGGGGUAGAUCCCAAUGCAACCUGGGAGGCUGGCCUCCGUACAACAAAAGAAUAA